This is a messenger RNA of Petromyzon marinus (sea lamprey), 2831 nucleotides long. RefSeq names its product enoyl-CoA delta isomerase 2 (gene ECI2). Gene Ontology annotation, molecular function: delta(3)-delta(2)-enoyl-CoA isomerase activity; fatty-acyl-CoA binding. Gene Ontology annotation, cellular component: peroxisome; mitochondrion. NCBI's taxonomy places the organism in Eukaryota, Metazoa, Chordata, Hyperoartia, Petromyzontiformes, Petromyzontidae. The record is from RefSeq and is a predicted model, not a curated record.
UAACCAACGCGUCCGAGGCGGCUACAUGACGUAAUCUCGCGGGCCGGACGUCACUUUGCGAUGGCGGCUGUGGCUCAGCUGAGCGGGCUGCUGCUGCGCGCUUCGUUCAGGACAGUGCCGUGGAGAAACAUUCCUCGCGCCGGCCUCCGCAGCUCCGCCGUGGCCAUGCGUCCCGUAGCGAGUGAGGCCGAGUUUGAGGCGGCGAAGCAGCGGCUGGGACAGCUGACGUCGGACCCAGGAAAUGAGGCAAAACUCCAGAUCUAUGCACUCUUCAAGCAGUCCACGCAGGGGUCUUGCAACACCCCCAAGCCCGGAAUGCUGGACUUUGUCAACAAAAUGAAGUGGGAGGCGUGGAAGAACCUGGGACCUCUGAGCAAGGAGGAGGCUCGGCUGAAGUAUGUGCAGCUCAUCGACUCGCUGGUGGCGGCCGAGACUCCUGCUGCUCCGUCGACGGAGGCCGGCGCCACAGCUUACCAGACCCUGCAGCUGAAGCGUGAGAACAACAUGACGGUGAUCACGCUGAACCGGCCUGACAAGAAGAACGCCAUCAACAUCACGAUGUACGAAGAGAUCAUGAAGGCGUUGGAGGAGGCUGGGAAAGACGAGUCCGCGUUUGCCGUUAUCACAGGCGCCGGCGAUUACUUCUGCAGUGGCAACGACCUCAGCAACUUCACCAACAUCCCGCCCAGCGGCAUCAAGCAGAUGGCACUCGACGCCGCCGACCUGCUGCGUAGGUUUGUGUCGUCCUUCAUCGAAUUCCCCAAGCCGCUGGUGGCGGUGGUGAACGGCCCGGCGGUCGGCGUGUCGGUGACGCUGCUCGGCCUCUACGACGCCGUCUACGCUACCAGCAGGGCGACGUUCCACACCCCGUUCAGCCAGCUGGGUCAGAGCCCCGAAGGCUGCUCCUCCUACAUCUUCCCCAAGCUCAUGGGCGCCGCCAAGGCCACCGAGAUGCUUCUCUUCAACAAGAGGCUGACGUCCCAGCAGGCAUGCGACCUGGGCCUUGUCACCGAAGUCUACCCUGACAACAGCUUCCAGCGGGAGGUGUGGGCUCGCUUGGAAACGUUGGCCAAGCUGCCCAAGAAGUCCCUGGCGUACUCCAAGCAGCUGUCACGCGACGCGGAGCGGGAGGCUCUGCAUGCGGCCAACUUGCGCGAGUGCCAGCGGCUCAUCGAGCGCUGGCAGUCCGAAGACUGCAUGGCCGCCAUCGCAGGCUUCUUCCAGAGCAAGGCCAAGCUGUAGCCCGCUGCCAGGGGCGGGGGGUGGGGUGAGGCGGCCGCUGUGUGCGGUGCCGUGUGGCGCCACGUCUCACCGUCGCGCUAGUGGUGGUGGUGGUGGGUGUGCGGUUUAGUGGUUAGGCGUCAUGGUCAUUUCGUGUUGCAGCGCCGUGAGAUUGCGUGUGAGCGUACCGCUUUGGAAUGUGCUCGGAGUUUCAUCCGUGAGCGACGAAUUAGCGCCGAAUAGGACUGAUUGUAGUGGCGCGCGUUUACCAAGAUUCCGUAUCGUAAACGUCCAAUCAGCAGCUGCUGCACAGUCAGGAUUUGGUGAAAGAGCAUUGGCCUGUGAUGAUGCACACUUACACGUGCGUACACAGACACGCGGACGCAGACACACCCAGGCACAUGCACACGUGUACGCAGACACACAAGCACACACAGAUAUAGAGUACUCACCACACAUGCACACACAUCAAAAAUGCCUCCAAUAUAGCCUAAACAGAUUGUUGGGGAAAGUGUUGUUAGCAAAGCACCUGUGCAGACCAACCCAGCACACAAAGGGGUGGGUGGUGAGCAACACGCCCGGCCAGUCGGCCGGACGUUUUUGUCUACCCAUUGGUGAUGUUUACUCACCAUACCAGGUACUCAAUUUAAGGCCGAGUCGACCUCAGGGGAUGCCCAGAACCAGGUUCAGAUAUUCAUCACCGAUGUUAGCUGUGAGCGAGAAUCGUAUUCGAGUCGCUAGUUUCAUUGAACGGUGCGUGCUAACCACAACACCGCUGCCCACAUACGCACGCAGCACAUAUACAUAUGCGCCUACACAUACAAAUCCACAAAAUGCUGUUGGUGAGCAACGAUUGCAAUGCAAUGUAAUUUUUAUUUAUCUUACAAAUGCAACUGCGUGUCUAGGCUCGACAGAACAGUGGGACAUGGGCACGCUGUUAAGGCUGGAGCGCCGCAACGAGGGGGUGGGGUGGUCAGGACCAUGCCCACACAUAGGAGAUACUCAUGUUAGGCCGAGUCAAACUGGGGGAGGCCCAGAAUCGGUUCAGGUAUCAUUUCCCACUGAUGCUCGCCGGUGCCGGGAAUCUAUACUCGGGCGAUUAGGUGAUUUGUAGUGGCCUGCGCUAAACACUGCUGCGUGAUGCAGUGCACUAGCAGCACGUGCUGUUCGGCCGAGAGGAUCGUGUCAGUGGUGGCGGGACCUCUGCUUGUGUUAUUGUAGACAUUGAAAAGGACCACCUUUGCUCGCGCCAGUGUUGAGUGAGGGAUUUCAUCGGUGAGCGUGUAGGGGGAGAGAGAGAGAGCGCGAGCGAGUCGGUGAGUGAGUCUGCGAAUGAGCAGGUGUGCGGAUUGGGUGAGCGAGUCAGUGAGUGAGUUGUGAUGCUGAGAGCGAGCAAGUGAGAGAGAGCUCACAUCUAUUGCACCGCUCUGUUCGGUGUGAGAUCGAAUUCGUCCUGGGUCCACUAAUGGUGCAUUCAUUUCAGGGUCAUGGCGUCCAAAUCGCCGUGGGGGAAACGUCCAGAGUCCAUUUACUCUACUUUCUGACGCCGCGUGAAAUCGAUUUGCGUAACUUAUUUUAAUUAAUGUUUGCAAAUAAAUACAAUUUCCUUG